UUCUCAAGCCCUUUCUCUUGGAUUCCCCUUCUAUUGCCACGGUAAUAGCUGAAAUCUCUCAAUUCGCAGCGCAAAACGUUACGAGCGAAUGAUGAGAUCUCACGGCAUCGCUCCCAACGCUGCCACCAUCAAGCCAGCACCUUCCCGCACUGCCAAGGCCGAGCGCCGCGAGUCCAAUGACCGCCCCUCCAAGAAGCGCAAGGCUGAUGCUUUCAUCGAAGACAACGCUGCCGCCGAUGAUGACGAGGACUUCACUUCCAUCAAAGCCGAUCCAACCAACGAGAAGGACAAGUCCCAUGUCAAGGAGGAAGAGCCAAGCCAGCUUAGUCUCGGUGAGGCUGCUAACCUCAUGCAAUACUAUGAUACACCCUCCUAUAACAGCGCGCAGCUUGGUGGAGAUGAGGCUUAUCCCGGCAGCGACUAUGACAAUAACUCGGCGGGCUACGCAACCCCUCUCAGUGGUGUUUACGGUCUGCAGGCUCAGCAGUCGUAUGAAUUUCCAUACACCCCCACUGGCAUGAACACUGGUCCCGGUUCUUCCCAGGGCAUCCAUUAUCAGCCAAUGAUGCACUACUCAACUGACAACCAAGGUGGAUCUGAGAGCCCCGUCAUAGUCGAAUAAGCCGAGCAUUGAAGACAAGCUGCUGUGGGAUAUGC
Molecule: messenger RNA, 657 nt
Organism: Amorphotheca resinae ATCC 22711
Lineage: Eukaryota; Fungi; Ascomycota; Leotiomycetes; Helotiales; Amorphothecaceae
Exons: 1
Coding region: 89-622 (177 amino acids)
Source: RefSeq, a predicted model, not a curated record